AUCAUUCCUGCAUCUGUUCCCUGGAGAAGGCUUGUUAGAGAUUCGAUUCCUGCUUUCCACUCCUCAGUUUUACCAGGGACAGGGAGGACCUGCUGCCUCUGAAUAAAGAGUGGGUUCUGGGAAGUAAAAUUUUAGUAUAAGCUUUUGUGAAACAUUCCAUUCUGAAGGAAGAAGCAGAGAUGUGUGCUUCACAGGGUGUAUUGACAUUCAUGGAUGUGGCUAUAGAGUUCUCUAAGGAAGAGUGGGAAUGUCUGGAUUCUGCCAAGAGGGCUUUGUACAGAGAUGUCAUGUUGGAAAAUUACAUCAACCUGGUUUCUGUGGGUGUUGCUGUUUCAAAACAAGAGGUAAUCAUCUGUCUUGAACAAAACAAAGAACCAUGGAUUGUUGAUGGAGAGAAGACAGAAGUAAGAGAACCAGCAUUGGAUUGCAAUCGUACCAAGAAGCUAUUACCAAAGGUGUGUACACAAAAUUAUUUUCAGAAAGAAAUAACACCAAGAUUUGGACUUAAUGGUCUUUUUGACCUAUAUAGAAAGAAGUUCUGGGAAUAUAGAGCUGGCAGUGAAGAGCAUGAAAUAUGUAAUUAUGAAAAUGAUUUGCUCCCAUUUUUACAGUUGGAUGCUUCUUUAGGAAAAUUUUUACAACAACUUUUGAAAUGCAACUCUGUACAGAGAAAUACAAAAACAUUAAAGAGAGACAUUUGGGUGAAUAAACACACUUCUCUGAAGCAUUUACUAAGUAGUAUGGUAUUAGACAAUACAUCAACACUUUAUGAAGAAAGGAGAUUUUGGAGAAGAGAAAAAAUUACUGAAUAUCAUCAAUGUGAAAGAUAUUUCUCUAAAAGUUUAUUACAUCUCCCUCAACCAUUAAAUCGAGUUUAUGACAAGUUCUACCAUUUAGAUCAACAUAAGAAAGUAUCUACAUAUGCAGUGAAACUUGGAAUAUAUCACAUGGGAAGCAGUUGUGGGAACUCCAACAGAGUAAAUGAUAAUAACAUAGGCUACAUUAAAAACCCCUUUCUGAAGUAUUACCAAAACAAUCAACUUGGAGGGAUUUUAUACCAAGGUAAUAACAUAUUAUAUGAUUCUCAUCAUGAAACAAUUCUAAGUAAAAAUGUGAUAAGUAAACCUAUUUUAGAAAAUUAUUAUAACCAUGAUAGUAGACAGGCUAGGUCUAAUCACUGCUCUCAGUCAAUUUUGCAACAGCAGGACCAUACCACAGAGAACCUUUAUGACAUUUUAAAAGAAUCCUUAACUCUUCAGCUUUAUAACAGAACAUGGACUAAAGGAGAUACCAACAGAUACACAUGUGAUAUAUACAGGAAUGCCUUAAUUGAAUCAUUAUACUUAGAGAGAGAUAACAUAAAACAUAUUAAAAAACUUUUCCUGGCCCCGGGAUAUGAUAAGUCCUUGAAUUUCAAUUCCAAUAUCAUUCAAUAUGAUUCAAACCAUAAUGAAAAGGGAAUUCAGAAUGCCAGAGUACAUAUAUACAGUUUUUCCAAUGUGUCAAAUCUCUUGGGACAUUCAAACUUAUCAGUUGAAGAAAAACACUCAAAAUAUAAACCACCAGGGAAAUGUUCCAGUAAACCCUCAGGCCUUAUGGUAUUUGAAACUAGAGGAAAAUCAUGGAAAUCAUGUAUGCAAUGUGGCAAGUGCUUUGCUCAGUACUCAGCUCUUCAAAACCCUCACAGAAUCCAUACUGUAAAGAAACCUUUCAGUUGUAAGGACUGUUUGAAAUUAUUUACUUGGUCUUCAAAACUUCAAGCUCACCACAGAAUACACACUGCACAGGAACUUUAUAAAUCUAAUAAGUGUGGGGAAUCAUUUAUGCAGUCAUCAAAUCUUCUAGCUCACCAAAGAAUCCAUACAGGAGAUAAACCUUACAAAUGUAAUAAAUGUGGUAAAUAUUUUACCCGGUCUUCAAAUCUUCAAGUGCAUCAGAGAGUCCACACAGGAGACAAACCUUAUGAAUGUAAUAAAUGUGGGAAAUCAUUCACACAGUCCUCAAGUCUUAAAAUUCAUCACAGAAUCCAUACAGGUGACAAACCUUACAGAUGUAAUGAAUGUGGUAAAUGUUUUAUUCGGUCUUCAAAUCUUAAAGUUCAUCAGAGAGUACACACAGGAGACAAACCUUACAAAUGUAAUGAAUGUGGGAAAUCAUUCACACAGUCCUCAAGUCUUAAAGUUCACCACAAAAUCCAUACAGGAGAUAAACCUUACAAAUGUAAUGAAUGUGGGAAAAGCUUUAUACAGUCCUCAGAUCUUAAAAAUCACUACAGAAUCCACACUGGAGACAAACCUUACAAGUGUAAUGAAUGUGGGAAAAGCUUUAGACAGUGCUCAGAUCUUAAAAAUCACUACAGAAUCCAUAGUGGAGACAAACCUUAAAAAUGUAAUGAAUGUGGAAAAUUAUUUUUCCAUUCUUCAUAUCUUCAAAUUCAUCACAGAAUCCACACAGGAGACAAACCUUACAAGGGUAAAAAAUGUGGGAAAUAUUUUACCUGGUAUUCAAGUCUUAAAGUUCACCACAGACUUCAUACUAUAGACAAACCAUAUAAGUGUAAUAAGCAUGGGGAAUCAUUUACAUGAUUCUGAAAACUUCAUGCUCACCACAGAACAGACACUGAACAGAAACCGUACAAACCUAAUAAGUGUUAAAAAUCAUUAACCCAGUCAUCAAGUCUUCUAGUACCACAGAAUCCAUACAGUAGACAAACCUUACAAAUGUAAUGAAUGUGUCAUGCCUAUUACCUAGUCCUCACUUCUCCAAUUCAUCAAAAAAUCCACACUGGAAAACAACCUUAAAGGUCUAAUGCAUGUGGAAAAUCUUUUUCCUGCUCCUCAAAUCUUCGAUUUCACUAGAGAAUCCAUACAGGGGACUAACCUAACAAAUGUAGUGAGUACAUAAUUGGUUUCCCAAGUCCUCAAGUAUUCAACCUUUCCACAGAGUCAAACCUUUCAAAUAGAGCGAAUGUUGACAAUCCUUUACCCUGUUCUCAGCAACUCUAAUGAAUAUAUGAAAUACAUUUCCUGCUCCUCAAAUCUUCAAGAUAACUACAGAACCCAUACUGCAAACAAACAUUACCUAUGUAAAGAAUAUAGGAAAUCCUUUACACACAGAAAUCACACUUUCAAACCUCUCAUAACAUGCAUACUAGAGACAAACCAUAGAAAUGUAAAGAAUAUGGCAAAUCAUUUAUCAUUUUCACAAACCAUAGACCAUAUAGAAGAUCUAUGCAAUAGACUAACUUGAUAAGUAAUCACUGUCCUAGUAUUAAUACAGAAACCUCUUAUUUACAAUGAAAAGCAUAUUUGUAAGAAUCUAAAUAAUGUUGAAACCUUACUCAGAGAACUCCCACAGGAAAGCCCUAUAUUUUAUUAGGAAUUGGAAAAAUUUACAAAGAACACAGCUAAUAUUCAUCUUAAGUAGUUAUUUAGAAAACAAAAUAUGAAAAAAUUUUCACCCAGUAUUAAUCUGACAUCAUUAAUCAAUGAUGGUAUAGAAUUCAUGUUCAAACAAAACUAGAAAAGUAAUGUUUUAAAAUGUAAGGAUUUAAGCCACAAUAAUAUAAAUAUCCUUAUACAAACCUGUUGCAUAAUGUUCUGUAUAGUAUAGCAUUUGUGAGAUAUAUUCUAUGUGAAUAUUAUUUUAUUGUUAGUCUUUGAACAUUUUACAAAAUAUACAUUAUAGUUAAUAUUUAAUCUCAAUCUCUUCUUUGUCUGAAUUAUCAAUAAAUAUAUUAUAACUGUCUUCUUAUUA
Molecule: messenger RNA, 3756 nt
Organism: Mus musculus (house mouse)
Lineage: Eukaryota; Metazoa; Chordata; Mammalia; Rodentia; Muridae
Gene: Zfp735
Product: zinc finger protein 735
Exons: 4
Coding region: 180-2384 (734 amino acids)
Biological process (GO): regulation of DNA-templated transcription
Cellular component (GO): nucleus; nucleoplasm
Source: RefSeq, marked validated